Molecule: messenger RNA, 1830 nt
Organism: Cladocopium goreaui
Lineage: Eukaryota; Dinophyceae; Suessiales; Symbiodiniaceae
Source: the annotation of a GenBank genome assembly
AUGGAUGUGAGUUUGUCUUUGCAAGAGGAAUGGAGCCCGGAGCUUCUCAGUGAGCUGCAACGUGUCCAGGGGCCCAUCAAGGCCCAUCAAGGCCCCACAAGUCCUGUCCCAGAUCGUGCCGCCAUGGCGGCUGUGGGCGUGAACCAUCCGGCCCCCUUGAACGUGGAUUUGAAGACACCGGUAGAUGUGAAUGCUCCAAUUGAUGCGAGAGACAUUGACUUGGUCCAGCAGACCUUUGCUCGAGUGGCAAUGAUGGGCUCCAACGCGAUUGGGCGACUCCUCUUUAUGAACAUUUUCAAGAUCGCGCCGGAGGCGGUGAAGCUUUUCCCCAUGGCCAAUUGUGAUGCGAACAUGUGGCGCCCGGGGAGCGCUCUGGAGGUGCAUGUUUUAAAGGUGGUGGAGACGGUGGCCACGGCGGUGUCACUCCUGAAGGAUCUCGACACUUUGGUGCCCGUGCUGCGGGGCCUGGGGUUGAAGCACGUAGGCUAUGGGGUGCAGCCAGCCCACUAUGACGUGGUGGGGCAGGCCCUGAUCGCCACUUUGCAGCUCUCUCUGGGGCGUCAUUUCACGGAGCCGGUGAAAAAUGCCUAUCUGAAAGUUUGGACAGCUGUCCCGGUGCUGGAGAGUGGCUCCUUAGAGGAGAGCAACCAGUGUGUCUGGUCGCCAGACUGGCCGCGAAACUUUAAAGAUGACAGCGGCCUCAGAUGGAGCACUUGGGCCCAUGAUGCGCGAGGUCUGGAGGAAGGGCCUUUGGUGAAGCCGGACCUCCUUUCUGACACAGCCAUGGCCUUACCCAUGAGCACCAUGACCUCCGGAAAGCGGAAGACCUAUGCGAAUCGGAGCAUGUUUCAGGCGCACGUGUGCUGUGUGAUGGACCCUGAACAAGUUCCGAAGAUCAUGGAAUCCCUGCAGAAGAGCCCGCAUUUGUCGUCCGCCCGCAGUUGGCCCCAUGCGUGUCGGAUCCUUUCGCCCUUUGAUGGACAGGUGCACGUCUGUAGCGAGGACGAUGAGGACCCCGGUGCGGGCGAGAAGAUCUUAGGGCUACUGGAAAGAAUGGGUCUGGAGAAUCUGCUCUUGGUCGUCUCCCACUGGAAUUCAGGUGGGGUGAACCGAUUGGGCACGGAGCUCUUCAAGUGUGUGACGGAGCAGUGCAAGGAACUGCUGAAGGAACUGCAAGAGGCGCUGCGUGCCUCCUUUCCUCCCGAGGAGCUGCUCCUGAGGUCGGAUGCUGAAGAACAGCCUUUGGAGGAUGGCCCGACGCCGAAUGGAAGUGGUAUCGAGUCAACCAGCGACCUCCCGGAGCUCUGGGAUGAUGCCACCAGUUGGCACGUGGAUGUUGGCGCCAUCGGUGCCACGCCGCCUGCCGAGUUGAUGCAUGCCAGCCGCGGAGUGGGCAUCCAAUCUAGUCGACGUACCUGGCCAAAGAGUAGCGCGCCAUCGUCAAGCAGAACAGGGGCGGAGCCACCUGUGGUGGGACGAUCCUGCUUUAGAGCCGGGCGUGCAGAUGCCAUGGCUACGGAACAUGGGAGUGUUGCCAGCACCAGCACAGAACGGACCAGCAAAUUUCAUGAGGCCUCGCAGACCUUCAUGACGGAGGGUGACAUCCCUGAAGGAGUGGACUUCAAUGAUCUUUCCAAUGAGGAAUUGGAGAAGUUAUGUCAGCAGCUCGAGAACGACAGGGAGAGCCUAGAGGGGAAGCUGGCAGCGCAUCAAGAGGUCAUUGAGAGCUUCAGGGUGCCAGGCUUCAGCAAAGGCUCCCGGAAACUGAGAGACCCGUUUCGGAAGACUCGAAGCUCCGAGAGCUCAUUUCUCGCCGUCCGAAGUGGCUGA